Bombyx mandarina (wild silkworm) is the source of this 885-nucleotide messenger RNA. RefSeq lists its product as uncharacterized. The record is from RefSeq and is a predicted model, not a curated record. NCBI's taxonomy places the organism in Eukaryota, Metazoa, Arthropoda, Insecta, Lepidoptera, Bombycidae.
UGUGGUUUAAGUGCUAAUAAUUGUGGAUUUCAAUUAGUUAAAAUGCUGUUGAUCAUUCUGAGUGUGUUCAUUGCACACAGCGUGUCGCACACUAUCACACUCUUGGACGUGCCCCGGUGGACUGAUCCUAAAAAAGAAGCUGAACUACGGUGUCAGUACGCGAGGCAGCCUCUCGAUCCUCCGUUGCACUCCGUCAAAUGGUACAAAGACACUCACGAGAUCUUCAGAUACACCCCUCAAGAGCUGGAGACCAGGGCCUUCAAUAGCAGUGGAGUAAUCGUCACGAAUGAUUCAUGCAACCCCGAGGAGUGUGUCAUCACGGCGCGGCCUGAACGUGGAACCAGCAAGUUUACUUGUGAGGUCUCCAGUGAGGGGCCGCGGUUUGCCGUGGAUAGACAAUCGGCCAACAUGACGGUGGCUGUUCUACCAGAAUACGAUCCACUGAUCACGGGUCUCCCAACCAUGGUCCAGGCAGGAGAACAGGCUGUGGUCAACUGCACUUCUGAUUACUCGCUACCAGCGGCCAUAAUAGAUUGGUUUGUGGAUUCAGAACCUCAAGAAGAUCCGCUCAUCACCAGUGAAAAUCACGUCUCGGGGGCUGACGGGGAUGGUCUUAGUGCUUCCUGGCGAACUCUACACGUGUACCCUGAUGACUAUCCCACACAACGGGGGUAUCUCGCUUUGAUGUGCCGCGCGACGGUGCCCACGCGACCCCCAAACGUGAGGUCGAUGUCCGUGCGACUGUACGUCGCGAGUCGACCUCAUAUUUCUACUUAUAUGUUUAGUAAAAAUAAUGCCCUGCUACCCAGCAGUAGCGUGAAGACAUUUACGCAGUACACUUGGACGUUGUUAGUUACUGUGCAAGUGUCUAUAUUUGUGACGUAA